CCCAUCCGUACCCCUUCUAAAGCCAUCGAGGCCCCGAGCUGAGGAAUGCCCCUGGCAGCAAAGGGUUAACGCCCCUUGCAGAACCUGGGCGAUUGUGCUUUGGGGGCGGAGCAUCGGGGCGGCAGGGGAUGCGAGAGACACUUGACCCGCCAGGGCGGGAGGACGGUGUGGAGAAUGUCCUGGGUUGGGAGACCCCUGGGUGCCUACAGGCAGUGAGAUCUUCGACCCAUGGCGGACACCCAGUACAUCCUGCCCAAUGACAUCGGCGUGUCUAGCCUGGACUGCCGCGAGGCCUUCCGCCUGCUGUCGCCCACAGAGCGCCUCUAUGCCCACCACCUGUCACGCGCCGCCUGGUAUGGAGGCCUGGCUGUGCUGCUGCAGACCUCCCCGGAGGCCCCCUACAUCUAUGCCCUGCUCAGCCGCCUCUUCCGUGCCCAGGAUCCGGAUGAGCUCCGCCAGCACGCCCUGGCUGAGGGCCUUACGGAGGAGGAGUACCAGGCGUUCCUGGUCUAUGCCGCGGGGGUCUACUCCAACAUGGGCAACUACAAGUCCUUUGGCGACACCAAGUUUGUGCCCAACCUGCCCAAGGAGAAGCUGGAACGCGUGAUCCUGGGGAGUAAGGCCGCUCAGCAGCACCCAGGAGAAGUCAGGGGCCUCUGGCAGACCUGCGGGGAGCUCAUGUUCUCUCUGGAGCCGAGGCUUCGACACCUGGGGCUGGGGAAGGAGGGCAUCACCACCUAUUUCUCUGGGGAUUGUACCAUGGAAGAUGCCAAACUGGCCCAAGACUUUCUGGACUCACAGAACCUCAGUGCCUACAACACACGGCUCUUCAAGGCGGUUGACCAGGACGGGAAGCCCUGCUACGAGGUGCGCCUGGCUUCGGUGCUUGGCACAGAGCCUGCUCUAGACUCCGAAAUGACUUCCAAGUUGAAGAGCCACGAAUUCCGGGGGAGCCGUUUCCAGGUGACCCGGGGGGACUACGCGCCCAUCCUGCACAAGGUGGUGGAGCACCUGGAGAAAGCCAAGACGUAUGCAGCCAACAGCCACCAGGAGCAGAUGCUGGCUCAGUACAUAGAGAGCUUCACCCAGGGCUCCAUCGAAGCCCACAAGAGGGGCUCCCGCUUCUGGAUCCAGGACAAAGGCCCCAUCGUGGAGAGUUACAUCGGGUUCAUCGAGAGCUACCGAGACCCCUUUGGUUCCCGUGGAGAGUUCGAAGGUUUCGUGGCCAUGGUGAAUAAGGCCAUGAGUGCCAAGUUUGAGCGGCUGGUGGCGAGUGCGGAGCAGCUGCUGAAGGAGCUGCCCUGGCCCCCAGCCUUCGAGAAGGACAAGUUCCUCACCCCAGACUUCACCUCCCUGGACGUCCUCACCUUCGCUGGCUCCGGCAUUCCUGCCGGCAUCAACAUCCCCAACUAUGACGACCUGCGGCAGACAGAAGGCUUUAAGAAUGUGUCACUGGGGAAUGUGCUGGCCGUGGCCUACGCCACGCAGCGGGAGAAGCUCACCUUCUUGGAGGAGGAAGACAAGGACCUGUACAUCCGCUGGAAGGGGCCCUCCUUUGAUGUGCAGGUGGGUCUGCACGAGCUGUUGGGCCACGGAAGCGGCAAGCUCUUCGUGCAGGAUGAGAAAGGAGCGUUCAACUUCGACCAGAAGACAGUGAUCAACCCAGAGACAGGGGAGCAGAUUCAGAGCUGGUACCGGAGUGGGGAGACCUGGGACAGCAAGUUCAGCACCAUCGCCUCCAGCUACGAAGAGUGCCGGGCAGAGAGCGUGGGCCUCUACCUCUGCCUCCACCCCCAAGUGCUGGAGAUCUUUGGCUUCGAGGGGGCCGAUGCGGAAGAUGUGAUCUACGUGAACUGGCUCAACAUGGUCCGGGCUGGGCUGCUGGCUCUGGAGUUCUACACCCCUGAGGCCUCCAACUGGAGACAGGCCCACAUGCAGGCCCGGUUUGUGAUCCUGAGGGUCCUGCUGGAGGCCGGCGAGGGACUCGUUACCAUCACUCCCACCACGGGCUCCGACGGGCGGCCGGAUGCCCGGGUCCGCCUUGACCGCAGCAAGAUCCGGUCAGUGGGCAAGCCCGCCCUGGAGCGGUUCCUACGGAGACUCCAGGUACUGAAGUCCACAGGGGAUGUGUCUGGAGGCCGGGCCCUGUACGAGGGGUAUGCGGCGGUCACGGAUGCUCCCCCCGAGUGCUUCCUCAGCCUCAGGGACACGGUGCUGCUCCGCAAGGAAUCUCGGAAGCUCAUCGUUCAGCCCAACACUCGCCUCGAAGGCUCAGAAGUGCAGCUUCUUGAGUACGAGGCCUCGGCUGCUGGUCUCAUCCGAUCCUUCUCCGAGCGCUUCCCAGAGGAUGGGCCCGAGUUGGAGGAGGUUCUCACCCAGCUGGCCACAGCCGAUGCCCAGUUCUGGAAGGGCCCCUGUGAGGCCCCAUCUGGCCAGGCGUAAAGCAGAUUUGUACAGCCCCUCCCCCACUCCAUCAAACCAAGGCUGCAAGUGGCCCCCUUUUUAUGUGCGCAUCAGGGGCUAAGGGAGGGGCAGGAGCUCAGGCCUUGGUGCUACCUCAGCCGAGGGUGGUGACACUAACCCCUUCCAUUUGGCAGCACUUUCCACUUUACCAACUACUUCCCUGGGUUAUCUCAUUUGAUCUGUGCUGCCCUCUGAGGAAUGGGCAAGGCAGGGCGCCUUAUCCUGUUUCCCAGACGGGGAAAUGGAAGUUCUGAGAAGUGACCUGUCUAGAGCCUGCAGGACUCAAAACCUCUCCCUGUCUAGGGCUCUUCAUGGAUUACUUUUAUAACCAGAAAAAUAAAUAUUAGAAAUAAAUAAAUAUUGUGGCCUGAGUAA
Myotis brandtii (Brandt's bat) is the source of this 2838-nucleotide messenger RNA. RefSeq names its product dipeptidyl-peptidase 3 (gene DPP3). The transcript has 18 exons. Gene Ontology annotation, cellular component: cytoplasm. The record is from RefSeq and is a predicted model, not a curated record. Gene Ontology annotation, biological process: proteolysis. NCBI's taxonomy places the organism in Eukaryota, Metazoa, Chordata, Mammalia, Chiroptera, Vespertilionidae. Gene Ontology annotation, molecular function: metalloexopeptidase activity; dipeptidyl-peptidase activity. Bases 229 to 2442 code for a protein of 737 amino acids.